AUGGGCUUUACUAAAGGUGUUAAAAUUACUGAAGGUGAUGUUACAAAAAUCAAAGAUUUAUCUGUAAAAUACAUUUAUAGUGAUAUCAGACGUUUCAGUAUUUUAGCUGAUUCUGAUUUUAGAAAUUUAGCAAAAGAAUUUAUUCGUUUAGGCGCCGUUUAUGGAGCAUUUAAUAUUAAUGAUGCAUCGCGUGGUGGAAAAAACCAUUUCACGGCACAUAAUGAUUUUUGCUGA
Messenger RNA from Adineta steineri, 234 nucleotides. NCBI's taxonomy places the organism in Eukaryota, Metazoa, Rotifera, Eurotatoria, Adinetida, Adinetidae. The record is from the annotation of a GenBank genome assembly.